AUGCGACGAAAAGAGAUAUUUUUCCUCGGACUUCUGCAGACUGUUUCUUCUGCGAAACGAUUCAAAACGAAAGCGGAGAAAAUCGAGAAACAGUUUGGAGAGACAGAUGCUGACGAUAUCAUCUUCACAAAAGCUCAGAUCGAAAAGAUUCAAGAGUUGAAUAUCUUGGAGUCGCUGAAUUUUGACAUUUCGAGAUUGAGGACGUUUCCGAACGAAACAGAGCCAGCAUCGAGAAAUGUGGCGAACAGAAAUCUUUACGAUAUCUGGGAUCAGCAUGUUGAUGAUAGAGGAAAUAAGCUGGUGCACUUUGAAUUCAGUGAGACCAUGAAUAAGAAAGACAGAAAAUUAAUCCAGGCGGCGAUGCAGGAAAUUGAAGAUGCUAGUUGUAUAAGAUUUGUGCCGAGAUGGAAUGAGCCGGACUACCUACGAAUUUUUCAAGGGUAUGGCUGCUGGAGCUUUGUUGGCCGAAAAGGAGGCGAGCAACAGAUCUCUAUCGGCUCUUGUAUCCGUCGACAUGGCUCCGUCGUCCACGAAUUUCUCCAUGCUCUUGGAUUCUUCCACGCGCAAUCUCGCCCCGACCGCGACGAGUACAUCGAAGUGAGAUGGGACAAUAUCAAGGAGGGUGUUGAGCCAAACUUCAUGAAGUUGAACAUGCGAGAAUGGUUCAAUAUGUCUACUCCUUAUGAUACUAGGAGUGUGAUGCAUUACUCAGGUCUUGCUUUCGCAAAAGAUAGAAGAAUUCCAUCGAUUGUCGAUUUGAGCACCAACAAGCCCGUCGUCGCUCAACGUGAUGGCAUGUCGAAAUGGGACAAGGCGAAGCUCUGUAUCCUUUACCAGUGCAAUUCGUGUCAAGUUUCCAACGCUAAGUUUACUUGUGGGUCCCAGAUCAUCCACAAGAACAAACUUUGUGACGGAUCCAUUGACUGCGACCUUGGCCAAGACGAAAACUGCUACCGAAGAUGUUGCGAUUCAAUGAAGAUAUCGCAUAACAACGAAGAUCACUAUUUGAUGCGACAUAUUUACACCGACUCUGAAGAGGGUGCGAAAGACUUCUACGAGAAUAGACAUGGCCAAAAAAUCUUUGCGACAGAAGGCCACUGGGUAUUUGCUGAUCAAAAUGGUGAAGAAGUUUUCAGCUGGGAAUCAUUCUCCAGUUGUCCAACGGAUAUUGUUGAAGAAGGCAGAUCCGUUCAAUGCGCUGAUGUUUUCACUCCGUGGUCUAUGUGGAGUUCAUGUGAUCCAGAUUGCUACGACGGAGUGAGGAGUCGAGAAAGAAGCUGUGCUGUAAGCGAAGCCUGUCAGGAUGAUGACCAAAUCCAGCAUGAGGCAUGUACGCCUGCAAAAUGCGCAGAAAUGGCGACAGCACAGGCAACUACCACGUCUACGUCGACAACGACUACCACCCCAGAUGAAGAAGAUGAAACUGAAGAAGAUUUAACUCCAAGCGAUUCCGCUGGAUCAAACCCAUUUGGGCCUCCCCAGCCACCACCUGCGCCUCCUAAAUCCACCACGACACCAAAAAAGACUACAACGACGACUUCUACAACGACUACAACAACAAAGUCAACAACAACGACAACCACAACUACAACGAAAACGACAACAACUACUAAGAAAACAACAACUACCACUACACGCAAGUCAACAACAACAACAAAAGAGACAACCAGUACAAGCAAAGCAUCAACAACAACCACAACGAAGGAUGUAAGCGUUGUUCUUGCAGCUGAUGGGACAACUGUGACGGAUUGCACAGGAAAAAAUCUUUUUGAUUCUUUCAUAAUUGACGAUUCUGUGGAACUCUUCGCUUGUGAACCAAAGAUCUGCAACGUCAGAUGUAAACAUCCAACCGCUCGAGUCGAACAUCCAGGUAUUCGAAGCACGGGAAAUAUUGUCUGUCGAACACGAAUCGGAAGUCCGGGAAGAUGGAGACCAAAAGUCAAAGUAACUCCGUCGGGUUUUAUCAAUAAAGUCCUGGUGAAGUGCUCCGGGGGCACUGGAAUCAAACCGACUACGACAAAAGCUACAACGACGACAACGGCCGCUUCAGGACCAGCGGAUGGCGCUGGAAUUACAUUUGGCCCUCCUGCAACUACAACAACUAAAGCAGUGCAAAACACCUCCACUUCUUGCGGCGAAGUCAGAUCAAAGCUCAAGGUCGCCGAUGAUGUUCAAAUCAACUGCAAAGGAAAUACAUGUAAAUUCGCGUGUGAUGACUCAAGCAAGUUCAUUUCCCGCCAACUUGUCUCCUGUAGAAAAGGAAAAUACACUCCAAAACAUGCUGUCAAAAGACAAAUCAGGUGCGACGUUCAUCCAUCAUGUGGAAAUGUUGAAAACUUUUUUAAUUACGAUUUGACGGAAAUGGAUGUGAUUUAUCGUCAAAGCGAAGAUAAAAAUUCAUUGGGAGAUGCUUUCUUCGAACCAGAAUAUAAAAUCGUCGCCUACAAGCAAAAAGCACCCGGAUACACUAUUGGGCGAAUGAUGGUUCCUCCCAAAUUCGCCCGUCAAUUUACCGAAGACAUCACUGAACGAGGAUAUAAAGUGACUUGCCAACCAAAGAAAAAGUCUGCUAGGUGGACCGGAACAGUUCAAAAGCAUCUGAAAUGCGAGAAAAAAUAA
Oikopleura dioica is the source of this 2619-nucleotide messenger RNA. The record is from the annotation of a GenBank genome assembly. NCBI's taxonomy places the organism in Eukaryota, Metazoa, Chordata, Appendicularia, Copelata, Oikopleuridae.